Bombyx mori (domestic silkworm) is the source of this 1230-nucleotide messenger RNA. RefSeq lists its product as uncharacterized. The record is from RefSeq and is a predicted model, not a curated record. The coding region runs from base 170 to 1096 and encodes 308 amino acids. The transcript has 3 exons. Lineage: Eukaryota; Metazoa; Arthropoda; Insecta; Lepidoptera; Bombycidae.
CUUCAAAGAGAACAAAUUCAAGAUACAUUCUGAAUCUUUGAACUUGUUGUGACUUUUCGUGGCUUGUUGAAAAUCACAUUUGUAUCAUUAUUGUAUUAUGAAUUUUAAAUUUCAUAUUUUUAAUGACAACUCUACAACAGAAAACCAUUUUUUCGCAUAAAUUUACAGAAUGGCUAAUUUAGCAGGUCCAGGAAGCAUUAAAAUGAAUAAUGAAGUGGAAUCCAAAAAAAUACAUAAUGCUUUAUCUGCAAUCGCUAAAGAAAUGCAAUCAUAUCAAAAUUCUGAAAGAAACGAUUCAAGCGAAGAUUACACGAUGCACGAAAAUAUAUUUCACAACCUAUUGAAAUACAAAACAACUUUGAAAUCAAAGAAUAAGACCAUAAAAAGUCUUAAAAAUAAAUUUAACACCACUAAUACUAAUACAGCCAUGAUUAUGAGAGAAGAAAACAGUGCUUUAAGCACAAGAAACCUAUAUACAACUAAAAGUGAAUGCGCUGAUGUUCGUCAAAAACAAAUUGAUACCAAUGACACUAUAGAUUUAUUGUUGAAGGAAAAUAAAAAUAUGAGUAAUGAAUUAGAGAACUUAGCGAAUUUCAUUGAGCUCUGUUAUAAAGAAUUGCAAACUAUUAGAAACGAAAAUUUCAAUGAUCCCUCGGUUAUUCAACAACUAAAGAAAAUCAUAAUAUGCUGUGGCCAAUAUUAUGCAGAUUCUCAGAACGAACGGAAAAAAAACAAACAACUCGAGCAAAAACAUUGUUUUUUGAAAAACAAACUCAGUAUAUUAGAUAAAAAUUUAGAAGCUGUUAGCGAAGAAGUUAAAUGUCUUCGACUUCACAAUAUGAGGUUGCAAAAUGAAAAUAGUAUCCUCAAAGACAAGAUGAAUAAAAUUAAUAACGUUAAUACUGAACGUCGAAGCAAGUCUGAGCAUCGAAUUCGCGAUAAAAGUGAGAAUAUUAAAAAUUCAACAAACAGUAUUUAUUUAUCACCCUGCUGCUUUGAUUUGAAGCCUCAUUUGAAGAUCGUGAGGAAGUUGCUGAACGAUCAAAAUGAAUUAAUUAAAGAUUUUAAAGCUAUGUCCGAUAUGUUCGUCGCUUAAUAACUUUUCGCAAAGAUGGUGGUUUUAACAAGCAAAUUAAAAAGUAUUAAUGGUAAGGAAAAGAAAAUUAAUUAGACACGUAUUUGAUGAUAAACAUACCACAAACCUUUUACGAAAUAAAUCGUUUUUCUAAA